AUGUCGAAGACUCGAACGGCGCUGCAGCGUCAGACAGAGCAGAUUAAUGUGCAUGAGGACGACCAGAAAGACGAGGAAGUCAAUUCAGAGCUAGGCGAAAGCAUGGAUCCCCUCGAUGAAAGCGGACACACGGUCGACAGCAGUGACGAGGAAGUCGAAGACGCCGUUGCCGAAGACAUGUCACGCUUUGAGGAAACCUUUGUCGGUAUCAACAAGCGGUUUCGACUAAUUAACCGCAUCGGUGAAGGGACAUUCUCAACAGUCUACAAGGCCGAAGAUCUGGAGUACAACAAGUACGACAACAACUGGGACAUCGAAGAACGCGAGAACUCGCCUGAAAACCGAAAACGAUCAAAACGCCCCCACUAUGUUGCUAUCAAGAAGAUCUACGUCACGAGUAGUCCCAUUCGUAUCUUCAAUGAGCUGGAACUGCUGUACGAUCUGAGAGACUCCGAUUCCGUGUGCCCGCUCAUCACCGCUUUCCGGCAUUUGGACCAAGUUGUCGCCGUUCUGCCUUACUUUCAACACCGCGACUUCAGGGACUACUACCGGGACAUGAGAAUUUCAGAGAUGCGCUUGUACUUCCGGAGUAUGUUCACCGCACUUCGAGCAGUGCAUCACAAGAAGAUCAUUCACCGCGAUGUCAAGCCAACCAAUUUCUUAUACAACCCUGCGUUGAAGCGUGGGGUUCUGGUUGAUUUUGGCCUUGCAGAACGCGAGGGCACAGACUGGAAUCCAUGCGCAUGUCAUCUUCCAGACGAGGACCGCCGUCACAGAGUGUCGCACAGCGUGUAUGCGCAAACCCAGUCUUCAGGCCAUAAUACGUCCAGCUACCCCAAGAACGACACGCGAAACAGCCGUCGAGCCAAUCGAGCCGGCACUCGUGGCUUCCGUGCCCCUGAGGUCCUCCUGAAAUGUACACAACAGACAUGCUCUAUCGACAUGUGGAGCGUGGGCGUCAUUCUCUUGACCAUGCUCUCUCGCCGCUUCCCGUUCUUCCACAGUGCAGACGAUAUCGAUGCUCUGCUCGAAAUCACAACGAUCUUUGGUCGCAAGAAGAUGAGAGAGACAUCACUGCUGCACGGCCAAGUCUUCGAGACGAACGUUCCCAGCUACAGCGAGAGUGGUCAUAGCCUGGAAAAGAUCAUCCUGUGGUGCACAGGACGGACUGGCGACAAGACUGCGCCAAAGAAGGAGCUGGAAGGGGAUGAGAAGGAAGCUGUGCAAUUCCUGCACCGCUUGCUGGAGUGCAACCCAGGCAAACGCAUCACUGCUGAUGAAGCUCUUCGACACCCCUUUAUUGCGAAGGCUCACGAAGAGGAGGUUGUGGACGACGAAAUAAACGACCUUGUCGAAGCAUAA
Molecule: messenger RNA, 1362 nt
Organism: Didymella exigua CBS 183.55
Lineage: Eukaryota; Fungi; Ascomycota; Dothideomycetes; Pleosporales; Didymellaceae
Product: kinase-like protein
Exons: 2
Coding region: 1-1362 (453 amino acids)
Biological process (GO): protein phosphorylation; mitotic DNA damage checkpoint signaling
Cellular component (GO): nucleus
Molecular function (GO): ATP binding; protein serine/threonine kinase activity
Source: RefSeq, a predicted model, not a curated record